Pocillopora meandrina is the source of this 731-nucleotide messenger RNA. NCBI's taxonomy places the organism in Eukaryota, Metazoa, Cnidaria, Anthozoa, Scleractinia, Pocilloporidae. The record is from the annotation of a GenBank genome assembly.
AUGGCGGAUAGCAAGGUCUCUUCGGCUCGGGAAGCAAUGGAAGGUACUGAUCGCAGCCUUUUAGGCGUGUAUUUCAGUAAUUUUUUCUUUAUAGAAGAAAUGCAUCAGUUUCAUCAUUUAACAGGUCUUGUGAUUGGCAGCUCAUCGACUAGACGAAAAUGACCUUACAAAACCAAUAUUCCUAUGUUGAUUUCAUACUCGAAGGUCUUAGCUUCAACCUAUAACCAAGAAAUGUUCUUUUUCUCUGAAGGUAUCUCAUUUGUUUGCAUCGUAUCAUGAAACCUAUAAUAUUUUACUCGAUUUCAGCUUUAGUCGAGAUCUCCAAGCUGCUCAACACUGGCCUUGACCCUGAAUCUUUAGCGAUCUGUGUAAAGUUGUGCGAAGCUGGAGUGAAUCCCGAAGCAUUGGCAUCAGUUGUGCAAGAGUUACGAAGAGAAGCGGCGUCCCUACAGGUAUGAGAAACAACUGAUGCCUUUAUCUCUGUCGUAAGCUUUUGACGGAAUUGUUUCUCUUGUCCCCAUUUAGCUAUCUAGCCAUAAAAUAAUCCCAGAACUCAAUAUGACUUAAAAAUAAUUUAUUAACAAGGAUGAGGCUCAGGGAUUUCUUAUCUUAGGUUGUAUGGUCAAGAUUUGAUGGUCAAAUUAUUGGGUGCAAUAGUCCCACAAGUAUUAUGAGAAUUUGUUCUAAUAACAUUCAUGUGAUUUCAGACACAGGAUGUUGGAGAGAGGUGA